UACUGUCACAUGCAUUGUUAUACUUCCACGUAACAACUCCACUAAUCAAGUCGUGGUACUCCCAAACCAUGUCUAUCACGAAACUAGUCCUGUCUUUGGCCACCAUCAUAGCUAGCUGCCACGCUAGCGGGUUUGGUCACGUGCCUCUACCACACGCACACUUAGCAGCAGUAAAGUCGUUUCCAAUUGUGCGAUAUGCUCCGUUCUACAAUUUCCCAUCACCCGUACGGUCAAUUCAUGCCGUAUCUCCAGGUUUCCCUGCUGUUGCGUCUUCAUUAGCCGCUGCCCCUAUUCUACCUCCACCAUUGCCGGCUCGCGUUUACCCAGCUCCUGUAUUCUCAGCUCCCGUACCAGCAGUGGCACCUGCUCCAUUCCUGCCAGCACCAGUACCCGCGCCAGUAUUUCCAGCGCCAGCAGUUGCUCCCGCGUACCCCGCGUUACCUGCACCGGCUCCUGUUUUUGCGCCUGCAUAUCCAAGAUACGCGCCUGUGCCCGUACCAGCUGCACCUGUAUUUGCCCGUGCGGCUUUGCCAGUUGCGCCAUUCUCACCCAUAGCUAGACCUGUUUUAGCGCCUGCUCCUGUCUUUGCUCCCGCGCCGUUAGCAGUUACAAAAGCUUUCCCAUAUGCCUUCGGUCCACCGGUGUUACAAGCUCCUGUGGUGAAACAAUUCGCGUGGAAGUAAAUUAAUUGUAGAACGUAGUUUUAAAUAUUGUUAUAGUAUUUUGUGUCGUGGUUGUUAAAGCUAUUUUUAUACUGAGGCUGUUUUUAUACAAUUGUAAAUAAAUAUGAAUAUGAAA
This is a messenger RNA of Colias croceus (clouded yellow), 798 nucleotides long. RefSeq names its product cyclin-dependent kinase inhibitor 1C-like (gene CPH20). The record is from RefSeq and is a predicted model, not a curated record. The transcript is spliced from 2 exons. Lineage: Eukaryota; Metazoa; Arthropoda; Insecta; Lepidoptera; Pieridae. Bases 69 to 683 code for a protein of 204 amino acids.